This is a messenger RNA of Cyclopterus lumpus (lumpfish), 821 nucleotides long. Its product is annotated as guanine nucleotide-binding protein G(I)/G(S)/G(O) subunit gamma-13-like. The record is from RefSeq and is a predicted model, not a curated record. Gene Ontology annotation, biological process: sensory perception of taste; phospholipase C-activating G protein-coupled receptor signaling pathway. Gene Ontology annotation, cellular component: heterotrimeric G-protein complex. Lineage: Eukaryota; Metazoa; Chordata; Actinopteri; Perciformes; Cyclopteridae. The transcript has 3 exons. Gene Ontology annotation, molecular function: G-protein beta-subunit binding. Bases 271 to 474 code for a protein of 67 amino acids.
CCUGCGCAUCCCGCAUCCAGUCGCUACCGGAGAGGAGCGCAGGGGAGUGCCCUGCGCCGCGCACACACACACACACACACACUCUCACACUCCUCCUCCUUCCUCCUAGUCCUCCUCCUGCACUGAAGCCGAACUCCUCUACCGGGCAAAACCUCUCCACCGACUCCCGACUCUCCGCUGCUGUUGUCCCCGUCUGCAUCUCCCAUCAGCCGGCUGCGCAGUGAAAAUCGACCCUCGGUCCUUCUCCGGUAGGCCUGACGCAGCAGUAUCAUGGAGGAGUUAGACGUUCCACAGAUGAGGAGAGAAGUAGAAAGCCUUCAGUAUCAGCUGGCAAUCAACAGAGAGAAAUCCUCCAUCACCGUUACCGAGCUGGUGAAGUGGAUCGAGGGUUGUGUUUGUGAUGAUCCAUUCCUGAACCCUGAGCUGAUGAGAGCUAACCCCUGGGUGGAGAAGGGCAAGUGUGUGAUCCUCUAAUGAUCACACACACACACACAACCAUAGACACACAAUCACGGCUGCAUAUAAACUAAAGAAUCAUGCACUCCCCACGCACAGUCACGCUGCACCAACUCACUCAUUCUUCCCCCCUCUCCCCCUCUCUCAUACACACACACAUAUUAUUGCUAUUAUCAUGUUUAUUUAUUGGGAGACUCCUGAAUGCUUUUAAUUUAUGUAAAGACGACCGUGUCUUUGUGUGUGAGCGUGCAGCACCGAGUAGCUUUCUAGAAGUUUGUUUUCACGGACUGGUGGGAAAUGUUCAACACCACGUUUCUAUUGGCUCUUUACACUGUCAAUCAAAAUAAAGACUGUUUUGAAUUUAA